Messenger RNA from Ruditapes philippinarum (Manila clam), 2277 nucleotides. RefSeq lists its product as uncharacterized. Gene Ontology annotation, molecular function: calcium ion binding. Gene Ontology annotation, biological process: mitotic cell cycle; centriole replication. The transcript is spliced from 5 exons. NCBI's taxonomy places the organism in Eukaryota, Metazoa, Mollusca, Bivalvia, Venerida, Veneridae. Gene Ontology annotation, cellular component: centrosome; centriole. Bases 96 to 770 code for a protein of 224 amino acids. The record is from RefSeq and is a predicted model, not a curated record.
GUUUAAUUCUGUCUGACGUCAUCUAACAACAAAGAAGCGUCAAAAUGGCGGCUAAUUGUUUUUCUUGAGCAGGUGUUUGCAAUUAGAAAAGAAACAUGCCGAAAAAGAAAGGAAAGGGGAAAAAGGGCAAGAAAGGGAAGAAGAAAUCGGGGAAGAAGUCAUCAGCAGAUUCUACACCAGGUCCAGUGGAUCCCAUGGCUCCGUCAUAUGUUCCUCCACCUCCCAAACCGGGAGAACAAUUAGUCAAACUCCUGACUUCACAUCCGGUUGAUGAGAAAGAAAUACAUGGUGUGAAAGUAUCAACAAGAAUAUUGGACAAUUUGACACCCCAGGAAAUCCGAGAUCUGAGAGUUGUAUUUGAGCUGUUUGAUAUUAAUAAUGAUGGAUUUUUGGCUCCGCCAGAAUUAAGACGUGCAAUGAAAUCUCUCGGAUUUAAGGUGUCCAGAGAAGAGGCCAAACAGCUAGCUACUGAUGGCAGUCUGAAAGGUGUUGGAAUGUUAGAUUUCAAUGAAUAUUUAGAGACUGUGAUAGACAGACAAGGUGAUUCACGAGACAUGUAUGAUGAAAUAUUAAAGGGAUUCUCAAUGUUUGAUCAUACAAAGAAAGGGUCCAUAACAUUGGGGGAUUUACAGAAGUCAUGUGAAGAAGCCGGGAUACGAUUUACAGAACGAGAGCUGGAGGAAAUGAUGGAGGAGGCCGAUAUAAACGGAGAUGGACACGUUGACCAAUCUGAAUUCAUUCGAAUAAUGUUACAAACUAAUCUGUUUUAGACAAAAAAAAAACAAGCAUAGAAAGGAGUAUUAUGAAAAAGUGAUAAUUUCUGGCUUAAUGUGUGAUAGAUAAAGAUUUUUUAUUCCUUUUAUAAUAGAAUAUAUUUUAAUGUAAAAUUAAAAAAUUAAAUCAAUUUGUUUAGUCAGGAAAGGGAAAAAGAUAUCAAUGUAUGUACAAUGAGUAGAAAAAUUAUAUGUUAUGAUAAAAUAAUGUACAUUUGUAUUGUUUAUUUAAAUUCAUGUAUGUUUUCUUUGGUAAAAUCUAUUGAAUUGAUAAAAUGUCACUUAAUUUCAAAUUGGUAAGAAGAAAAUAAGUUUCACUUACAUUUUGUUUUAAUUAUCCUUGAAAAAAUGUAAAAAGCAGAAUUUCAAUGAAAUGUUGUUUGGUAUUAGAACUUUUGUUGACAAUGUUGGCAUAUUGUUAUAAGAUAAAGUGUUGAAUAUUUGGUAUUUUGAAGAUUUCAUAUUGAUGAAAGAAAAGCAGAAUGUUUGCCAAACUGCGUAAAUGUUAUAUAUAGAUAAUAAAUAUACACAUGUAUAUAUAAUCUAGUUUAAAAGGACAAGAGAUUUUACGUACAAUAAUAGGCUUUUAUGAAAUAUUUUUUAUUAAUUUUAUGGUAAUUAAAUUGAAAAGUGAUUAAUCAUUACCUUGCAUAAUGUUAAUUUCUGAAACAAAUGUAAUAAAAGUCUUUUUUUAUCCUGUCAGUAACUUAAAGUCUUCUAUGAAAGUUUUGUAUUAAGUUUGUUGUAAUGUUGAAAUUGACAUUGCAAAGACUUUGCAAAACAGUUUGGAUUCCAGGGUCAAACUGCACAUCUAUGGUAUCUGACUAAACUUUAUACUGUUUACUAUCUUCAAAAGCUCUGAAAGUUACGACAGACUGUUUCUAUAAGAUAGACAAGUCAGUGUUAAAAAUACCCUAGUUUAGUCAUAGAUUAUUUGAGCUGCGUCAUGACAAAACCAACAUAAUGGGUUUGCGACCAGCAUGGAUCCAUCCCAGCCUGCGCAUCCGCGCAGUCUGAUCAGGAUCCAUGCUGUUCGCUAUCAGUUUCUCUACUUUUUAGAGUUUGAAAGCGAACAGCAUGGAUCCUGAUCAGACUGCUUGGAUGCGCAGGCUGGUCUGGAUGUAUGCUGGUCGCAAACCCAUUAUGUUGGUUUUGUCAUGACCAGCUCAUUUAUUAACUGCAUUAACUUGUACAUGUUGUAAAGUGCCUUACUGUACAAAAAUGAACAUUUUAUUUACAAUUUUAUAAGUAAGUACUUAAUCAGUUAAUGUUUGGGUUAAUGUUUGAAAGCUGUGUUUGUUUUAUGUUAUAAGCUGCAAUCUAAAAACUAUUGUUCUUGUAGAUAUGUUUGUUACAUUUUUUACCUAUAUCACUGUAAUAAGACCCUUUAUUUUGAUAUUGAAAUGUUGUUUAAUUUAGUUGUUUCUUUUUUUAUCAGUUAUAGUUUCUAGGAUUUUUACUCUGUUCAUAUAUGUCUACUGAGAAAUAAAUGUAUAAAAGGAUA